This is a messenger RNA of Penicillium riverlandense, 912 nucleotides long. RefSeq lists its product as uncharacterized. Bases 1 to 912 code for a protein of 303 amino acids. Gene Ontology annotation, biological process: regulation of transcription by RNA polymerase II. Gene Ontology annotation, molecular function: DNA-binding transcription factor activity, RNA polymerase II-specific. The transcript has a single exon. NCBI's taxonomy places the organism in Eukaryota, Fungi, Ascomycota, Eurotiomycetes, Eurotiales, Aspergillaceae. The record is from RefSeq and is a predicted model, not a curated record.
AUGAACUCGGCCCAACUAGCGGGCGUUCGUGAAAUGUGGGGUGUUUCAGUACCUCAAAUGGCCUUUGAAUAUGAGCCUCUCCUUCACACAUUACUUGCCCUGGGUGCGGCACACCGCGCCACACUCCUUCCAGGCGAAGCCAGUUCUUUGCGCCCCAUAUAUCAUUCUUACAUCGCUUCCACUCUUCAGCGACACCGCCCGGUGGCAGCCAAGAUUGAUAAGAGUACAAGCGAAUCUGUUUGCCUGAACGCUAUAUUAAUCUCGCUAUACGCUUUAUUUCUGCGGUCGGAGCCUUCCACAGAACCAUAUGAGCCCCCAUUGUUAUGGCUCUCAAUGGCACGCGGCAUUCGAACUGUCCUGAAAGAGGUUUAUCACGAUUUGGUUCGGUCAAACUCGCGUUUAUGUCCUUUACUGCUGGCCGAGCCAACUAUUUGGUUCCAGGGACCCUACAAGGGCCCGAAAAAACCGUUCCAUUUUCUGUUCGAAUAUCGUCGAGAUGAAGAAGAGAUGGAUGAUAAAACAGUGAAGGCAUAUCGUGACACCAUCGCCUAUCUAGAGCGUUUAUACAUGGCCAUACAAACCAACGAGCCUGACUUCGUUGUUCGCAAGCUAUUCACCGGGUUUCCGCCAAUCGUACCGGGUGAAUUCCUUGAUUUUGUCUACGAGAGACGACCACGGGCGUUGGUGAUCAUGGCAUACUUCUUCGCGUUGGCGAAAAAUAUUGAGGAUACUUGGUGGCUCCGUGGGAUCCCUGAGCGAGAGGUGCGCGGCAUCAACAGUAUCGUGCCUCCUGAGUGGAAGUGGACUAUGGGUUGGGCUCUCAAUUUAAUCUCCGAAGAGAAAGAGGCACCUAAGAGCGAACCCACCGUUCCUCAGGUGAAUCGGAGUGUGAUAGAUUCUUUAUUUGGAUAG